Molecule: messenger RNA, 468 nt
Organism: Macrosiphum euphorbiae (potato aphid)
Lineage: Eukaryota; Metazoa; Arthropoda; Insecta; Hemiptera; Aphididae
Source: the annotation of a GenBank genome assembly
AUGGGCAGAUUCGCCGGUGACAGUCGUCGUCGGCAUCCGUUUUCCACUGCUACUUCGGAGCGCACCGCAAUGCGAACUCAUUUAUACCACGUACCGAAUAGUGAACACCAAUGGGGUGAAUGGAAGUCGGGCGAACAUUAUUGUUCGUAUGUCACGAUCUCACGGCACGUUGAUUUUCCGGUCCAUCGAGUUUCGGAUACUGAAGCGCUGGUGCUUGUAGCGGCAAUUGUCGACGCGUUGGUCUCGGGGGAGUCUGGGCGGAGAGAGCGCAGGUUUAGUCACCACGGGUUAGUUGGUAAUUAUCAUCGAGGUGAACAUAAUAUUUUGUUUGUACUGCCGAGCUGUACUGGCUUCUCUGGAACAUCGAGUUCCAGUUAUCGUGUUCUGGAUAUCUGCAGGGCUGUCUUACUAUAUAGUCUGUCUAUCUAUAUAGAAUAUGUUCUGCUAUAUUUUGUAUUUGGUGGUUGA